GACGGGAUAAUUGUUGUGGUCAAACUCGUAAUAACAAAUUUAAUCCUAACAAACCAACUCCUGAAAAUUGUUGGGGUAUCACCUGUCAAACUCAACACGUUUUAUUGGAUGAAACUACAUGGUUGGCCACAUUAUUGUUUCUACAUUACCGAUGGAUUUGCCAAAUUAGUUGUCCUUGACAAGUAAGCGAGUGAACGAGUACUCCUUUAGUUUAAGAAGAAUCUAUGAAGUAAUAUCAAUGUGCAUAACAAGUUAUAGAGACGUUAGUUUUUUGUGUAUUUGGUGUAACGAGCUGGCAAGUCAACUGGGAUACAAAAGAUGACUUAGAUAGUUCUGUGAAUUUUUUAAAUUGAAUUACAUUUUCUAGUGUUUGCAUUUAUUCAGUACUACACGAUUAAAUCUUCAAUCUUGUUGUAUCUUUUCUUUCAUGACCUUAGUACGUGUAUAAAAAAGAGAAUUGGUAUGGUGUUAUCAUAAAUUGUGUUCCUGAUCCAUUUAUGUUGAUGGGUGGUUAAUUUCGACUCUGUCACAAUUUCGAUCCUUAAAGUAAGCGUAUUAUUUUACGGUAUCCGCAAAAUAUGAUUAUUAGGGCUCUUGGAAGUAAGUAAGACUGUAAGGGUUGAUAUAUUAUUCACUUGUUGUUAAUGGGAAUAUUGUCUUUUAGCUUGAUUGUGUUCGAAAGGGUAGACAGAAUACCGGUUCUAUUUAAUGGGUGAACAUGAUUAAAGUAAGUUCUAAGCAAGUGAACAACUGAACUCAGCUGUUAUUAAGUCGUCAGGUGCAUAUGGGACUGGGAUGAGCAGUUAACAAAGUUCCGUGCGAAGAAGGAAACACAAGUGUAAAAAGAAGAAUAAAAGUAGAACCUGUAGUAGCCACACAAGUUGCAGACAUACUCUUCACGAAUGCAAAGAACAUUCAAUAUCUCCAAAAGAAAUGGUUACUUCAUUCAGUGGAAAUCCUGUAGUUUAUCCACCUUGUGUACGUCUCAUGGUACUUGCAUCACAGUCAGUUCAAUCGGGACAGUUAUACAUCAUCACAAGCCAAGAAGCAAAAAGCGGUUGGGGUUGCAUUGGCCGAUCUUCAGCACUAUGCCCAAUAGCGAAUUUUCCAAAUGACCAUGAAAUAAGUGAGAUACACUGUGAAGUCACGUAUGAUGCUGAUUCAUGCCGAUAUACUUUAGUAAAUAGAUGUCCGAAUUGUGGAACUUCGAUAAAUGGAGUAACAUUGGAAAAGAAUAAAUCAGCAAUAUUGUGUCAUGGUGAUGUUGUAAGACUGGGAUCAACUCGUCUAUUAGUUCACAUACACAAUGGUAAUGAAACAUGUGGACAGUGUGAUCCAGAAGAAAUUAAAGCUGCCUUAGCUGCAAUAGUUGAUGUGAAUGAAACAAGAGAAUGUGAAAAUCCAAAUGAUAGUCAAAGUGAACAUAAUGAAUCUGCAACUUUAUCAACGCAUUCAAUAAAAGAUAUAGAAAGACGAGUGAAAUUGGAUGAAAUUAAAAAGAAAUAUGGAUUAAAGUUUCCACGCAUGAGAACACAAGUUAAAGUUGAUAAUAAACAAUACAUUGAUCGUGCCGCGCAACGUCGAGCUAUUGAAGCAAACUUGAAGGCAGCUGGUUAUCCUUUACCUCCUCCACCUGGUGUAAUACGACAACAACAUGUAGUCAAUAAGUGUCCAUUGAUCGCUCGACCAACACCAGCCAGUGUUUAUAAACCUAUUGGAGAUGAAAAUAAGGGUGCUCAAAUGUUGACUAAAAUGGGUUGGACACCUGGUCAAGGAUUAGGCAAGAGUAAAAUUGGAAUUGCAGAACCGAUAACUGUUAAUCUCCGAGUGAAUCCACAAGCUGGACUUGGUUCAAGUCAUAGUAAGGCAAAUGUUGUGCCUAUUGAUUCGACACCAAAAGAAUUAUCACAAGCGUAUAUACGUGCAAAAACCAAAGAACGUUUCGACAGUAUACCAUAAUGAAAUACUCAUAUGUGUAUGUAUGUAUGAUUAGAGUUCUAUGCAUUUAUCCAUUUAUUAGUUUAUAAAUGAAAUGAUAAAGUUAUCAGUGCUAUGUGGUAAUGUUAAAUAUCCCUUUUAUGAGGUAGACUGGAUUUGUUUUAAUAAAACCUUGAUAAUUGAUGAA
Molecule: messenger RNA, 2125 nt
Organism: Trichobilharzia szidati
Lineage: Eukaryota; Metazoa; Platyhelminthes; Trematoda; Strigeidida; Schistosomatidae
Source: the annotation of a GenBank genome assembly